CUGCCCCGCCCCGGGAGGGCGGGCCGGGCCCAAGUGUACUAGAAGGGCCGGCCGCCGCCCUGUUCCUACAGCUAGCGGAGCGGUGGCCUGAGCACAGCGAGCAGGAAAAUGGCAGACAGCUUUUCGCUUAAUGAUGCCUUAGCUGGCCCUGGAAACCCAAACCCUCAGGGAUGGCCUGCAUGGGGGAACCAGCCUGGGGCUGGGGGCUACCCAGGGGCUUCCUAUCCUGGGGCCUACCCGGGACAGGCUCCUCCAGGGGCUUAUCCUGGCCAGGCUCCUCCUAGUGCCUACCCUGGCCCAACAGCCCCUGGGGCUUACCCCGGACCUCCUGCAUCAGGAGCCUUCCCAGGGCAACCCGGGGCACCCGGGGCCUACCCCAGUGCUCCUGGGGCCUACCCCAGUGCUCCUGGGGCCUAUCCUGCUGCUGGCCCUUAUGGUGCCCCCGCUGGACCACUGCCAGUGCCUUAUGAUCUGCCCUUGCCUGGAGGAGUCAUGCCCCGCAUGAUGAUCACAAUCCUGGGCACAGUGAAGCCCAAUGCCAACAGGCUUGCUCUAGAUUUCAAGACAGGGAAUGACGUUGCCUUCCACUUUAACCCCCGCUUCAAUGAAAACAACAGAAGAGUCAUCGUGUGCAACACCAAGCAGAACAACAACUGGGGGAGGGAAGAGAGACAGUCAGCUUUCCCGUUUGAAAGCGGCAAGCCCUUCAAAAUACAAGUCUUGGUUGAAGCCGACCACUUCAAGGUUGCGGUCAACGAUGCCCACCUGCUGCAGUACAACCAUCGGAUGAAAAACCUCAGGGAGAUCAGCCAGUUGGGGAUCUCCGGUGACAUAACCCUCACCAGCGCCUCGCACACCAUGAUCUAACCCAGAAGGGCCAGCGCCUGAAACUGGCUCUGAGCUCGUCAUGGGUGAAAAUAUCUACAUUUAUUCUUUCUCAUCCUUCCAGUUAAUAAAUAUUCUCAUGCUCA
Molecule: messenger RNA, 971 nt
Organism: Meriones unguiculatus (Mongolian gerbil)
Lineage: Eukaryota; Metazoa; Chordata; Mammalia; Rodentia; Muridae
Gene: Lgals3
Product: galectin 3
Exons: 6
Coding region: 109-867 (252 amino acids)
Biological process (GO): monocyte chemotaxis; negative regulation of endocytosis; positive regulation of calcium ion import
Cellular component (GO): immunological synapse; nucleus
Molecular function (GO): carbohydrate binding; laminin binding; IgE binding
Source: RefSeq, a predicted model, not a curated record